AUGCGUUGGUUACUCUUUAGUUAUGAAUUGAAUGCAAUUGUAAAACAAUGUGAUGAUUUAUUACAAAUUGUUGGUCAAGUAAUUAUUCAUAAUCAUCAUCAUGGAAAUUUAUCAUUACAAAAUAUAAAAGAAAAAAUUAAGAAACAUAAACCAGAUCGUAUUAUUGUUAUUGAUAAUGAAAGAAAUUUUGAAAAUAAUUGUACUCUUUAUGAAAUACUUACUGAUCAUCUACUUAUUCCUAUAUAUGUUGGUCAAGCAACCAUGCAUCUACAUUCUUCUAUACCUAUACUUUUAUUAACAUUUACAACUGAUAUUAAUAAUACAGAUUCAAUAUCAUCAAUUAAUGUUGUUCAAAAUGCAAAAGAUGAAUUGAUUAAUCUUUUUUCAAAUGUGAUUCAUGCAAAACUUUAUACAUCGAUUACUGAUGAAGAUUUAAAUGAAACAAUUUUAUUAAAACGUUUAAAUUCAUUAUGGAAACAUGAUCCUGAACAAGCUCAUCAUAUAACUAUUCUUUCUGAUAUUUUACCUAUUUUAUUAGCAUUAAUACAUGAUGGUAAAGCACAAGGUCAAAUAGAUGUUUGUAAUAAAGGUACAAUAUCAUUGAAUUGGUUAGAACAAUUUAUUUCUAAUCAAUCAGAAAGUGAAAUAAAUAUACCACAAAUAAUUGAUACUGAUGAUUUUAUUGAUCAAUUUGAAAAAUGGAAUAAAGAAAUGAUUUCACCUGAAACACGUCAUCUUUAUCAAGCAUCCUUUGUCGUACCAAAUGCAUCAAAAAGUAUAGGACAAUAUCUUCAACAAAAAUUAAUUAAUCGUAAUCAAAAUGCAAUAAGAAUUCUUCUUGUUACUGGUGGUUGUGGAUUUAUUGGUAGUACAUUUAUUAAUCAUUGGCUUGAAAAAUAUCCCGAAGAUAAAAUAAUUAAUAUUGAUCGACUUGAUCCAGUUUCGAAUAUAAAAAAUAUUCAAAAUUCUACAUCAUCAAAUUAUUCAUUAAUUGUUGCAGAUGUUGCUAAUAAAGAUAUUGUCUUACAUUUAAUGAAACAAUAUAAUAUUACACAUAUUUUUCAUUUUGCUGUUCAAGCUCAUCUUGAUAAUUCAUUUGGUAAUAGUAUUACAUUUACAGAAAGUAAUGUUUUUGGAACACAUUCAGUUCUUGAAGCAACUCGUAUAUAUGGUAAAAUAAUAAAAUUUAUUCAUAUUAGUACUGAUGAAGUUUAUGGUGAAACACCAGUUGGAAGUUAUCAAGAAACAAGUCUUCUUAAUCCAAUGAAUCCAUAUGCAGCAACAAUAGCUGCAGCUGAAUGUCUUGUUAAAUCUUAUGGUGAUAGUUUUAAAUUAUCUUAUUGUAUUAUACGUUUAAGUAAUGUUUAUGGACCACGACAACAUAUUGAAAAAGGUAUUCCAAUAUUUAUUAAUAGUUUAUUGAAUGAAAAAAAUUUAGUCAUUCAUGGUGAUGGAAAACAAAUAAGAAAUUAUACUUAUGUUGAUGAUGUUAUUAAUGCUAUUGAUAUUAUUUUUAAUAAAGGAAAAACAAAAAUGAUUUAUAAUAUAGGAACAAAAGAUCAAUUAAGUGUACUUGAUAUUGUUAAAAAACUUUUAAAAAAAAUUCAACCAAAUAAAAAAUUAGAAGAUAUUAUUAUAUAUGAUAAACCGAGAUCAUUUACUGAUAAACGAUAUUCAACAACAACAAGUGGAGCAGCAAAAACUCUUGGAUGGCAAGCACAAGUAUCAUUUGAUGAAGGACUUGAUAAAACUAUUCAAUGGUAUAAACAAAAUCCAAAUUAUUGGAAUAAAUAA
Molecule: messenger RNA, 1794 nt
Organism: Rotaria sordida
Lineage: Eukaryota; Metazoa; Rotifera; Eurotatoria; Philodinida; Philodinidae
Source: the annotation of a GenBank genome assembly